UGGGCGGGACGGGCGGGCGCGGGGCGGUGGCUGGAGAGCUCCGCUGAGCACCGGGUCGCGCGCGGCCGAGUCGCGGAGGCGCCUCCGCUGCAGUCGCUGCGUCUCCAAGCAACAUGGCUGACAAGGCCAAGCCAGCCAAAGCUGCCAACAGGACGCCCCCCAAGUCCCCGGGGGACCCCUCGAAGGACCGGGCGGCCAAGAGGCUGUCGCUGGAAUCGGAGGGUGCCAGUGAGGGGGCAGCCGCAUCCCCUGAGCUCAGUGCCCUGGAGGAGGCCUUCCGGCGCUUUGCCGUGCACGGGGACACCAGGGCCACCGGGAAGGAGAUGCACGGCAAGAACUGGUCGAAGCUGUGCAAGGACUGCCAGGUGAUCGACGGCAGGAACGUGACCGUCACCGACGUGGACAUCGUCUUCAGCAAGAUCAAAGGGAAGUCUUGCCGGACCAUCACCUUUGAGCAGUUCCAGGAGGCGCUGGAGGAGCUCGCCAAGAAGCGAUUCAAAGACAAGAGCAGCGAGGAGGCCGUUCGCGAGGUGCACAGGCUCAUCGAGGGCAAGGCGCCCAUCAUCUCAGGGGUGACGAAAGCCAUCUCGUCGCCCACAGUGUCGAGGCUCACGGACACCACCAAGUUCACGGGCUCCCACAAGGAGCGCUUCGACCCCUCUGGCAAAGGCAAGGGCAAGGCUGGCCGCGUGGACCUGGUGGACGAGUCGGGCUAUGUGUCCGGCUACAAGCAUGCAGGCACCUACGACCAGAAGGUGCAAGGGGGCAAGUAGCCCCCGCUCCAUGCCUCGCGGCACUGCCGGUGUCCCCGGAGCAGGGACUCUGUCACCUCGCACUUCAUUACAUUCCUGUACUAACUGCGGCAGAACUCAGACGGGUGCCCCAGAGGGGGCUGGGGGGCGGCCAGGCCCAGGCCUCCCUCCUGCCCCUCCUCCUACCGGAUGCCCCCAGCACUCCCCUCUCAAACCAGGUUUGGGCCCCAGUUCACUGACCCUCCUAAUACACCUGCCUCGUCCUCAGCCAUUUCCAAAGUGUCUCGCGGAUCACACCACACUGGGCACGUGGUUUGCAGGUCAAAGGGGCGUUUUAAAGCAGCUGGCUGUCAUGGCAACAGGAGGCUGUGCUGACCUCCUGAACGGCAGACACCUUCCAGGAGCCCUGAGGGCGGCAGGAGCUAACCCCAACCAGCAGGCAACUAACACGGAGUUGGCCCCACACCGGACGUGGGAGGUGUCGUGGGGCCCGAGGCCUGUCCUGUGUGCAGCCGCCACCACGGGGCCUUCCUGCUUUCCUGGGCAGAGGGCAGAGUGAGGCCACCUGGCAGGGGUGCUGGGCACCUGGCACAUGUGUGGGGAAGCCGGUCACAUGGACACACCUGUGCACACAUGCCUACAGGCCAGCUCUGUGCCAAGGGCAACCUAGGUAAAACGAAAGCUGUCGGGGGCAGUGGGCGGCUUCCCGGCUGACCACAGUGGCUUGGACUGUGAGGGUAGAGUAGACUCGCUUUGCUUUCCUGAGAAGAUGCGGUGGCUGCCUAUGUUCUCAGAGCGGGUCUGGGAAGAUUCAGAAUGUCCGGUCCCUGUGGUGUUGCCAGGCAAGAGACAUGAAGUGCCGAGACACUCCUCGCCUCACCGCGUGACAGAGCCUCUGCCCGGCCCUCCCGUUCGCCCGUCCUCGCUAGCUGCACCCUGUUUGCUCGCAGACCUCCCAUUGCCACAGCCCAAGCACCUUCUUCAACUCUCCCAAAAUGUCUCAGCCUAACCUCUCCUGGCCAAUCCCCCCUGCUGGAGAGCAGGACACUAGCGAGGACCCCCAGGCCUGCGGUGUCUGUGGGGGUUUCUCUGCCAGCAGGGGGCUGAGCAGAGCCCAUCCAGGACACUCCACACUGCCAGGACACACCCAGGCGGCCCGCCCUUGCCUGUCUGCACCUGGGGAGAAGCCAGCGCUCCUGCUCCCUCCUGGGGAGGCUGACGGGUGUGGCCACCCGCUGUCACAAUGGCACACUGCCACUGUCCCUUGGCACGCACACAGCCACAGCCACACGUGUGACCUGCUGGGCCGUGGUUCUGGAGUCUACCUGCGGAUGAGCCUGCGGCAGUCCUGGAGAAACUUUUCCAGAGCCUAUUAGCCCGUGGCUACGGUCAGGCUCUGGCCAGGGCAGAGGGCUGCCCAGGGCCAGGCUCACAGUACAGGAGGAUGGCGAGGCCCCUCCCUCACUGGCACGCAUGAGCACCACCCGCCUCCCCGACUCCCCGACUCCCAAGAGUGCACCUGCUGCGGCCACAGCCCCGUGGAAGGACUCCCCCUACCUGAGCAGAGCAGAAGCCCCAGGGCGGAGCUCCCAGCCAGCAUGGUCCGCUGAGGGCUGGGGGGUCUCCGAGGCCCCUCAACAGAGAAGCCUCCACCUGAGGAUGGGGAGGACCUGGCAGGCAGCUUCCACGGCAGGCCUGGGAAGUUCAUGGUGCCUGGAAAUAAAGACCAAGGAAAAAUGGACCUCAGGCUUCGUGGCUCCUUUAGGAUGUCACCUCACCGGCCUGGGGAAGGCGGGGGGUGCCCAAGCCCAGCCCUGUGCCCCCGCUGAACCUGGCUGGACCGCGUGUGAAAGGCAGAACUAACGUGCGGAAACAUUUCAAAACAACUCUGAAUGUGCAGUGCGGAAUCGCCCGAUCACAGACAAGCAGUCAUCGGAAUCACCCGAUCACAGACAAGCAGUCAUCGGACGCACCGAUCACAGACGAGCGGCCACCGGAAUCGCCCGAUCACAGACGAGUGGCCACCGGAAUCACCCGAUCGCAGACAAGCAGUCAUCGGACUCACCGAUCACAGACGAGCGGCCACCGGAAUCACCCGAUCACAGACGAGCGGUCACCGGAAUCGCCCGAUCACAGAUGAGCGGUCACCGGAAUCGCCCGAUCACAGACGAGUGGCCACCGGAAUCACCCGAUAACAGCCCAUCACAACUCCAAAGCCCUUGUGUUGAAAAGGCCAAGGACGAGUGGUCACCAAACAGGGUGGCUCCCCAGGUCCCGAAGCCUGAGACCCGGAAGACCCUGGCACCCUUACACCCUCGGACUCCUGCCCUCCUCGCCCUCCCUGGCCCCAGCGCGGCUCCACCCUGGGCUGCGUCUCCUGGUCACAGGCUGCGUUUCUCUUCUGUCCGUGGGCAGCCCAGUCCCCACAGUCACGGCCAAGCCACGCAGAACGAACAUGACUCCAGAGGACCUCGCCCUGGAGCUGAGCCUGGUGCCGGGUCAGGACGGAGGGACAGGCGGGUUGGGGUCCGCGGGUCCUCACACGGCAGGCACAGAGGCUCGCCAGGCCCUGCUCCGGUCUGUGGGGACGAGGGACACUGAGGAGAGGUGCUGGGCACCAGGACGCUGCCUCCUGGUCCCUGGUUGGCCUCAGACAAGAACGGCCUCGAGAAAAGAGCCAAGCGCAUCGGGAGCACACCAGAAACCGGCCCUGAGCACGAGAAGCGCCUCCGCCCGGCCCGGGCACCACCCGACCUCGCAGGGAGCAGGCCCUGUCACCGACGGGUCACCUCGUCCAUGCGGCCAGCACCGACUCACCACAGCCCUUCCCAGACUUGGCUGGAGUGGCCGGAGCGGCGGGGCUCAUGGCUCCCAUCUUGGCCCCUGGAGGUGAGCUCAUUCACAGAAGUGGUCCCUUCACUCUGAGAAAAUCGUGGCGUGCAUCCCAAACCCUAGGCCACGCCUGUGGGUUUCGUGAAUGAGAUCGAGGCUGCUGUGGCACCCUGCCCGUCCUGGCCUGGAGCACCCUGGGAUCCUGGAGGGAGAGGCCCCACGCCCCCACUCUCCCUCCACACUUCCAGGGUUGGUGCCCACGAGUUAGAGGCACGGCCUCCCUGGUGUCCCGCCCUCCCCCAGCGGCCCUCAGGCUUUUCUCAGACAUGCGGGAGCCAGGAGGGCACCCUUCUCCACUCAGCUCCAAAGCGAAUCUUUGAAAACACCCACUCGGCUCCCAUCUCUGUCACCUAGCCAGGAGGGGUAGCAAAAAUAAAGUCACGAGGACAUAGUGGUCACCAUUGUCAGUUACAACUUGUCUGUGGAAUCCGUAAUUGCAUCUGUGUGCCGCCUCCGAACACAGAACAUUGUUUGGACGGCAGCCCCACUGCACAUAACAGACCCAUGCAUCUUCCUCAGUCAGUUUCUGAAUAUUGUGAAUUCAGGCAGGUGUGUGUUCUCUUCUGCAUGUUUUUAUGCACUGCCAAUUAGCUUCUACUAACCAUGGUUCAACAGAAAAUAAAUGUGUAUUUGUGAAUAACAAACUGCACAACCUGCAAACCAGGAGAGAGGAACAGGUUCUGUCAGGGGUGACACCAGGACACAGGGACAGGUUCUGUCAGGGGUGACACCAGGACACAGGGACAGGUUCUGUCAUGGGUGACACGAGGACACAGGGACAGGUUCUAUCAUGGGUGACACCAGGAGAGAGGGACAGGUUCUGUUGGGGUGACACCAGGAGAGAGGGACAGGUUCUGUUGGGGUGACACCAGGAGAGAGGGACAGGUUCUGUUGGGGGUGACAAGAGGAGACAGGGACAGGUUCUGUCGGGGGUGACACCAGGAGAGAGGGACAGGUUCUGUCGGGGGUGACACCAGGAGAGAGGGACAGGUUGUCGGGUGACACCAGGAGAGAGGGACAGGUUCUGUUGGUGACACCAGGACACAGGAAUAGGUUCUGUCGGGAGGACAGUGCUGAUCGUGUCUCAGCAUCAGGAAAGGAGAAAGGCAGAGGGAGAGCACUGAGAAGACUGUUCACGCCAGAGUGCUUAUUUAUUUUUAAUUUACUGCUAUAGGAUAAGCAACCAGGUAGUGUUCCUAACAGUUAGCGUUACCAAAAUUAAAGUUCAAAUUAUAUGUUUAAAAUAUUGUAGAAGAUAUAUAUUUAUACUGGACUACUUUUACACCUUCUAAUAUCCUGUCCAAGUUUGGGCGCAGAUGGUGGAGUUGGGCUGGCAUCAUGUCCUGUGGCCGCCCCACUUGCCUUUUGGUGCCACUCCAUCCCGGGCCCCAGGGAUGCCAGCUCAGGGCUGACCACAGCAGCCCUGCGUGGGCAUCACCUCCUACCCCAGCCCCCAUCCUGGGCUGCUGCGGCCGCCUGCUUUUGUGAAUGGUGUUUUGUUGGCACAGGGCCUGUCCUGUGUUUUCACACAGGCCUGUGGCUCCUGCUGUACAAGUGGAGGGGGGAGGAGUUGAGAUGGAGACGCCUUGGCCCUGGACACUUACCUGUCCCUCUACUGGCCCAGCUCAUCUCCUCCUGUGGGCAAUCACGCGUGCACUGGCCACCCUCCCACGCCACAGCACACACCACAAGGGGAUGGCACAGGGGGAAGAUGAGGCUGGACCAUGAUGUUAUCAAUAGGCUAGAACGUCCUUCAAACACUGAACCUGCAUCUUUCCUCCUCUUACUACUGAACACUUUGUGAGCUCUGGUGGUCCAGGGUGCAGCGUUUGUCCCCGGGCAUGUGAUGGGGAGUCCUGGGCACAUCGAGAUGCUUUACUUCUUUCUUUCGACCUCUUAAAAAACUAAACCAAGCCAAACCACAAAGGAAAUCUGCACAACUUAAGAGAAACUUGAAAGGGAUCGUGUAACUACUAGUUUGUACUAAGUUUUUUUCAAGAAAGGGAAACAAAUUUAUAUAUAUAUAUAUAUGUGCAAUAUAUUUUUACACUGUGUGAUUAACAUUAGGGAGUACUGAGUGCAUCACUUUAUCAGUGUGACGGGUGAUGUCCACGUCAUGGCUGUUCUGACUCUGAAAGCCACUUCUGCUGAUGUCUAAACCGCACUCACCGCGGACGUCCGCAGGGUGGGGUGGCCCUGCUGUCCCUCCUGCAGGUGAGAGGCGUGGUGUUGCCUGUUGGACUUGCUGUUGAGCCUGGCUUGCAAACCUGUAGUGAAACAGCUCGUGUCUGUGUGCACACUGCCCCUGUGUCUGCUGUCGUUAACAUUGUGUGUCAAGUUGGUAAAGUGACAAAUAAAGGUGUUAAAACAUGGA
Messenger RNA from Pan troglodytes (chimpanzee), 6018 nucleotides. RefSeq names its product tubulin polymerization promoting protein (gene TPPP). The transcript has 4 exons. Gene Ontology annotation, cellular component: microtubule. Gene Ontology annotation, molecular function: tubulin binding. Gene Ontology annotation, biological process: microtubule bundle formation; microtubule polymerization; positive regulation of protein polymerization. NCBI's taxonomy places the organism in Eukaryota, Metazoa, Chordata, Mammalia, Primates, Hominidae. The record is from RefSeq and is a predicted model, not a curated record. The coding region runs from base 114 to 773 and encodes 219 amino acids.